ACCGAACCUUAUGAUAUUAACCUUUCUUAGGAGUACCAGUUGCCGAUCCAACCACUUCCGGACGAUUAAACACGUUCGGCCUAGGGGGUAUUAUGCUAUUGGAAGAUACGCAACUAAUCGAAACACUUGCACAUUUUGCUCGAGAAAGAAUCCUAGAGAGGCAUGUGUUGCAAAGGCAUUUGAAGAUAUUGACUAACAAAUUGCAGAGUAGUCCAUGCCCAAGCAGCCGGCGCUUUCGGCGAAUUUGAAGUUACUCACGACAUCUUAGACUUGACUUCAGCAGCCUUCUUGAAUGGCAUUGGAAAGAAAACUCCUUUUAUAGUGCGCAUAUCUACGGUAGGAGGGGAUAAAGGCUCUCCAGAUGUAGUACGAGAUGUACGAGGAUAUGCCAUGAAGUUUUACACCGAGGAAGGAAACCAAGAUUUUGUCUUUAACAAUACUGCCGUGUUCUUCAUUCGCGACCCUAUCAAAUUCCCCUCCCUGAAUCGGUCCCACAAACAUCACCCGCAAACCAAUGUUCCGGAUGCUGACAUGUUCUGGGACUUUCACAACAAUAACCCGGAAGGUACUCAUCAAAUCAUGUAUCUCUUUUCAGAUCGAGGGACUCCUGCUUCACUACGUAAUUUGGACGCGUACAGUGGCCAUACUUACAAAUUCACCAAGCAAGACGGUACAUUCAAGUAUGUAUACGAUUCCACUUGAUUUCAAACCAGGGAGUGAAAAGCAAUACAGCAGCAGAUGCAGAGAAACUCUCAGGUGUGAAUCCUGAUCACCAUAAGUUGGAUCUUUUUAAUGCUAUUGAGCGUGGAGACUUUCCUAGCUGAACAGAAAAUGUCCAAGUG
This is a messenger RNA of Sclerotinia trifoliorum, 842 nucleotides long. Lineage: Eukaryota; Fungi; Ascomycota; Leotiomycetes; Helotiales; Sclerotiniaceae. The record is from the annotation of a GenBank genome assembly.